Messenger RNA from Gongylonema pulchrum, 765 nucleotides. The record is from the annotation of a GenBank genome assembly. Lineage: Eukaryota; Metazoa; Nematoda; Chromadorea; Rhabditida; Gongylonematidae.
AUGAAUCAGCAAGUGCUCACGCAGGCAGAACUGGAUGAGUUCGAGGAGCGUUUGGUAAAAAUGGAUUUCAGACUGCGAAAAGCCAAGCAAGCCAGAGACGAAUAUGUGGAUUUCUUGCGACAGAAAUAUCCGUUCUGGAAGCCAACUGAAAUUUCAGCACGUCCACCGCCCACUUCAUCGCUGCAAGGAGCGAACAAACGUAUCUUGGACAUUUUGGCAACAAGUAAAUAUCACUGGAACCUUGGAAAGCAACAGCAUGCUCCAGAAACUCAAUAUGAGCCGAAGAAAUUCGAGCCAAAUGAUCCCAUACCGUCAAGGGGGCCAGCACUGGAACCAGAUUUGCAGCGAAUUAGAAAACGCUUAGCCGAAAUUGCCUCCGACUUGGAGAAUUUGCGCGAACAUCGGCUUCAUCUUUCUACGACAGAAUACUUUCACUCGAUUGGGCAUCAGUUUUGGUCGACCGAAAAUCGAGAAUUGCCAGGGAAAAAGACAGACAGCGAGCCGUUGCGAAACUUUUAUUUGAUACGGCGACAAAUUGAACAGAUCGGUGAGUUUGCAUUUGAGUCUCUUUGCAAGCUAAAAUUGAUCUAUCUUCAUUCUCUAGGUGUUUAUUUGGCCAGGGAAUAUUCUUUUGUGAACUCAUUUUUGCCAAACAAUCUUUUAGUGAAUUUUACCUUUGAUUUCGGAAGCACUUGCUUUAUAGGGUCCAGCCUUGAGUAUAUUUUCUUAGCUUUCUUACUUUGGAAAGCACACUGUAGCGGGUAG